This is a messenger RNA of Danio rerio (zebrafish), 7064 nucleotides long. The record is from RefSeq and is a predicted model, not a curated record. Lineage: Eukaryota; Metazoa; Chordata; Actinopteri; Cypriniformes; Danionidae.
AAUCCUCCACGGUCGCGCGCACAGUGUUUGGCAACAGUUCCCGCGCACAGAGUGAAGCGCAAACUGCAGCUGAGCGCCAAACAAACCGGAGAAAUCCUCAAAUGGGCUAAAAAUGCGCUCAAAUCUCUGAUGGGAAGCACAGACAACGUUUGGAUGCAGAGUUUCAUGCAUGCGAAUGCUGGGGAGAUAUAGAAAAACUUUAAAUUCGGAGUGCGCAAAACGCGUAAAAUGAGCGUUGUGUGGGAUUUAGGAGUAAAGCGUUUUUUUGGGGAUCCAAAUUUCAACGAAAACUUGUUUAUCUACAGCAUUUGAGAUAGUUUGAGAAAUUACCCAAGAGUGUUUCACGGAUUUUUUUUCUUCCUCUUUGUUUCUGGGAUUGGGGUUUAUACCCAUCAUGGAUCAGUUUGGGAUUUUGGAUUUACAUCAGCGCAAUAAAUGGAAAAUGCGUGGACGCAGUGCUGCGAUUAACGGAGUUUACAUCUUUGAGUAACUUCUAGUACAGGCCGAUCAGGAUGAAAAGAUGGCGACCAUGCUCUUACCAGCGGGUCCUGAUGGCUUGCGACCGUUCACUCGAGAGUCUCUGGCGGCCAUCGAGCAGAGGAUCAGCGAAGAGCGGGCCAGGAACACUAAGGAUUACAAGGCGGACCCCGGGGAUGUGGAGGAGCCCAAACCCCGCGCUGACCUGGAGGUCGGGAAGGUGCUGCCUCGCAUCUUUGGAGAAAUCCCUGCCGGACUGGUUGGAGUCCCGCUGGAGGACAUCGACCCAUUCUACUUCAGAAAUCAGAAGACCUUUAUAGUACUAAACAAGGGAAAAGCCAUCUUCCGCUUCAGUGCCACAUCUGCACUCUACAUAUUCAGUCCCUUUCACUGCAUUAGAAGAAUCUCCAUCCGAAUCCUCGUCCAUUCUUUGUUUAGCUUGUUCAUCAUGUGCACUAUUUUGACAAACUGCUGCUUCAUGGCGAUGUCAGAUCCUCCUCUCUGGACCAAAUACCUCGAGUAUACAUUCACUGGCAUUUACACAUUCGAGUCUCUGAUUAAGAUCUUGGCCAGAGGGUUUUGUACUGAGUGUUUCACCUUCCUCCGAGACCCAUGGAACUGGCUGGAUUUCAGUGUCAUCGUCAUGGCGUAUGUGACAGAGUUUGUGGACCUGGGAAAUGUAUCAGCAUUGCGAACGUUCAGAGUUCUGCGGGCUCUAAAAACAAUAUCGGUGAUCCCAGGUUUGAAGACCAUUGUCGGUGCUCUGAUCCAGUCGGUGAAGAAGCUGGCGGACGUGAUGAUCCUCACGGUUUUCUGUCUCAGUGUCUUCGCUCUGAUCGGUCUGCAGCUCUUCAUGGGGAUCCUGAGACAGAAGUGCGUCCGCAGCAUCGGCCACUGCGUCAACUCCACAUACCCCGGAAACGGGAGCUUCGUCUGCAACAACAAGACCUGGCUUUCUGUCAAAGACUUCCUCACUAAUGAAGAUAAUUUCUACAAAAUUGAAGGAUCCAAGGAUGCCUUAAUAUGCGGAUACAGCAGCGAUGCUGGGAAGUGCCCUGAUGGAUUUGACUGUUUGAAAACAAGUCGAAACCCAAACUACGGCUACACAAGCUUUGACACCUUUGGCUGGGCUUUUCUGGGUCUGUUCAGACUGAUGACACAAGACUACUGGGAAAGCCUUUACCAUCAGACUCUGCGGUCGGCGGGGAAGACCUACAUGAUCUUCUUUGUGUUGGUGAUUUUUCUGGGUUCAUUUUACCUGGUAAACUUGAUCCUGGCUGUGGUGGCUAUGGCGUACGAGGAGCAGAACCAGGCCACCAUCGCUGAAGCCUGGGCCAAAGAGAGAGAGUUUCAGCUGGCCAUGGAGCAUCUGCGCAAGGAGCAGAGGGCUUUAGCAAAACAGCGCAGAAAAGAGGCCGAGAUGGCUCUGGCAGCAGAUUUUUGUCCAUCUCCUUUCUCCCGAAAAGACUCGAUAAAAUGCAGAACCAGAACGAGAUCCCACAGAACGCUCUCAGAGGAGAUUGAGGACAGCUUUUUGCCAAAGUUUGAACCGCUUGAUGAAAAACCAGCUCACCCUCUCUUGGCCACACUCUCCUCUCAUCCUCUGAGCACUCGUCGGGGAAGCCAAAUGAGCAUCUUCACCUUCAGGCCGCGCAAUAGUUCCGAGGCCGACUUUGCAGAUGACGAGCACAGUGUUGCUGAUUAUGGGCGGAGCCGAGCGGGAUCCAUGGCAACGCCGUGGCAUAAACACCGCACGGGCAGCAUCAGGAGUCACUCGUCUCAGGUGUUCACGCCAACACUCGCCAACGGCAGACUCAACAUUUCUCUGGAGCAGAACGGCAUCACUGGCAUCGGCCUGCACACACCCACCACUGGCCCCAAGUUCAGCAUGGAGAAGGUCAAAGAGGGAACGGAGCCAGAGUGUCAGAAUGAACAAGUCAAGCUGACUGUGGAUGUCCAGGAGGAAGUCCUGCCUCCUCGCAGGAAGAGAGGACUGAGCUCUGUCAGCUUCUUCAGUGACGCCAUGGAUGAACUGGAAGAGGCCCGUCAGAAGUGUCCUCCAUGCUGGUAUGAGUUUGCACAGAAGUAUCUGAUUUGGACGUGUUCUCCUGCCUGGCUGAGAGUGAAGGAAGGGCUUAAAGUCAUGGUGAUGGACCCGUUCCUGGACCUCGCCAUUACCAUCUGCAUAGUUCUCAACACGUUAUUCAUGGCCCUCGAGCACUAUCCUAUGACUGACGAAUUCAACAGCAUGCUGAGUAUUGGAAACCUGGUGUUCACUGGAAUCUUCACGGCGGAGAUGGUGCUGAAGAUCUUUGCUCUGGAUCCAUAUUAUUACUUUCAGCAAGGCUGGAACAUCUUUGAUGGAAUUAUUGUUUGUUUGAGUCUGAUGGAGUUGGGUCUUUCCAAUGUGGAGGGUCUGUCUGUUCUUCGCUCGUUCAGACUGCUCAGAGUUUUUAAACUAGCGAAGUCGUGGCCGACCCUCAACACGCUGAUAAAGAUCAUCGGUAACUCUGUGGGCGCUUUGGGGAACCUGACGCUGGUCCUGGCCAUCAUCGUCUUCAUCUUCGCCGUGGUCGGCAUGCAGCUAUUUGGGAAAAACUAUCAGGAUUGUGUUUGCAAGAUCAGCUACGACUGCACUCUUCCUCGCUGGCACAUGAAGGACUUCUUCCACUCGUUCCUCAUCGUCUUCAGGGUUCUGUGCGGGGAGUGGAUCGAGACCAUGUGGGAUUGUAUGGAGGUGGCCGGACAGCCGCUUUGCAUCCUGGUCUUCAUGCUGGUCAUGGUCAUAGGAAACCUGGUGGUCUUGAAUCUGUUUCUGGCCCUGUUGCUGAGCUCUUUCAGCUCUGAUAAUCUAUCAGCGCCGGAUGAAGACGGAGAAAUGAACAACCUUCAGAUAGCCAUCGCUCGAAUCCACUGUGGUUUCUCUUGGCUUCUGAAUGGCAUCAAGGACCUCUUCAGCGGGAACCUGACGCGGCACAGACGCAAAUCCAAAGAGGCACAAGUGACCCUGAAUCACACGGAGUGCAACGGCGGACUGGGAAGUUUGGAGAAGUAUGUUUUUCCAGAAACCGAGGACAGUUACAUGACCAAUCCCAAUCUUACCAUCUGUGUGCCCAUCGCACCCGGAGAGUCAGACGUGGAAUUUCUUGAGGAGGAGGAAGAGGAGGAGGACACAGAGUCAUCAGAGGAUGAAGAGGAGAAACAGGAAGUCAUCAGCCUCUCUGAAGGAAGUACCGUGGAUCUGAGGAAGCCUGGAGAAGAUGAAGAGGAAUAUUCUGAGAUGGCAGAUGAUGGCAUGGAUCCAGAAGAGUGUUUUCCAGAGUUCUGCAUGCAGCGCUGUAAGUGUUGUAAUAUAAACACAACGCAAGGUCUGGGACAGAUGUGGUGGAGGCUGAGGAAGACGUGCUAUCAAAUUGUGGAGCAUAGCUGGUUUGAGACCUUCAUCAUCUUUAUGAUCCUCCUCAGCAGCGGAGCUCUGGCUUUUGAAGACAUUUACAUCGAACAGCGGAAGGUGGUGAAGGUGGUGUUGGAGUAUGCUGACAAGGUUUUCAGCUACAUCUUUGUACUGGAGAUGUUUCUGAAGUGGAUUGCGUACGGAUUUAAGAAAUACUUCACUAAUUACUGGUGCUGGCUGGACUUCCUGAUCGUGGAUGUGUCUUUGAUUAGUUUGGUUGCGAACUCCCUUGGCUACUCUGAUUUCGGGGCCAUCAAGUCUUUGAGGACUCUCAGAGCUCUGCGACCCCUGAGGGCCCUAUCUAGAUUUGAAGGAAUGAGGGUUGUAGUGAAUGCACUGAUCGGGGCCAUCCCGUCCAUCAUGAAUGUACUGCUGGUGUGUCUGAUCUUUUGGCUCAUAUUUAGUAUCAUGGGCGUCAAUCUCUUUGCUGGGAAAUUUGGCAAAUGUGUCAAUAGGACAGGAUUCAUCCACAAUGCAAGCAUUGUCAACAACAAGACAGAGUGCCUGUCCAUGAAUGAUACACAGUUCUACUGGACCAAGGUGAAAGUCAACUUCGACAACGUGGGACUCGGAUACCUCUCACUUCUGCAGGUGGCUACAUUCAAAGGCUGGAUGGAAAUCAUGUAUGCCGCCGUUGAUUCCCGUGGAGUUGAGGACCAGCCCAUCAAAGAGAUAAACCUCUACAUGUACCUCUACUUUGUCAUCUUCAUCAUCUUUGGAUCAUUCUUUACCCUGAAUUUGUUCAUCGGUGUCAUUAUCGACAAUUUCAAUCAACAAAAAAGAAUGAUAGGUGGCCAAGACAUAUUCAUGACCGAAGAGCAGAAAAAGUACUACAACGCAAUGAAGAAACUUGGAUCUAAAAAGCCACAGAAGCCAAUUCCAAGACCAAUGAAUAUUCUACAAGGAUUCUUCUUCGACUUGGUGUCCAAGCAAGCCUUUGAUAUAACCAUUAUGAUGCUCAUUAUCCUCAAUAUGAUAACCAUGAUGGUUGAGACUGAUGAACAAUCUGCUCGCAUGGAGACCAUCCUCAAUAACAUCAACUUGGCCUUCAUUGUCAUCUUCACUACUGAAUGCCUCAUCAAGAUUUUUGCCCUCCGCUGUUAUUUCUUCACCAUUAGUUGGAACAUAUUUGAUUUUGUAGUCGUCAUUCUGUCCAUCGUUGGUAAGUGCACGACUUUCCAGUCUGGAAUUGUCCUGGCGGAUAUAAUUGAAAAGUACUUUGUCUCCCCAACUCUUUUUCGAGUCAUCCGGUUGGCAAGAAUAGGACGAGUUCUUCGACUGAUACGAGCAGCUAAGGGAAUAAGGACUUUACUUUUUGCCUUAAUGAUGUCAUUACCAGCAUUGUUCAACAUCGGUCUCCUACUGUUUCUGGUCAUGUUCAUCUAUGCCAUUUUUGGCAUGGCAAACUUCGCUUAUGUGAAGAAGCAGGGUGGGAUUGAUGACAUGUUCAACUUUGAGACCUUCGGGAACAGCAUGAUCUGCCUUUUCCAGAUCACCACAUCGGCCGGUUGGAAUAACCUGCUGGAUCCUAUCCUGAACAACUCUCCGGAAGAGUGUAGCUCCAGUUUUGCGAACACCGGAACAAAUACUAAGGGCAACUGUGGUCACCCCUCAGUAGGGAUCACUUUCUUUGUCAGCUACAUCAUCAUUUCCUUCUUGAUCGUCGUCAACAUGUACAUCGCCAUUAUUUUGGAGAACUUCAGCGUGGCCACUGAGGAGAGCACUGAACCUCUGAGCGAGGACGACUUUGAGAUGUUCUACGAAGUUUGGGAGAAGUUCGAUGUCGAGGCUACGCACUUCAUCGAAUACGCCAAACUCUCCAAUUUCGCUGACAGCCUUUCCGAACCCCUAAGGAUUGCCAAACCCAACAAGAUCAAACUCAUCCACAUGGAUCUACCCAUGGUCAACGGUGACAGGAUCCAUUGCCUGGACAUCCUGUUCGCUUUCACCAAACGCGUCCUUGGGGAGACUGGAGAAAUGGAUGCUUUGAAGCAACAAAUGGAGGAGAAGUUCAUGGUGACGAACCCUUCUAAGAUAUCUCACGAACCCAUCACCACUACACUGCGGCGCAAGCAGGAGGAGAUUUCAGCAACUCUGAUCCAGCGUGCCUAUAGAGCACACCUAAUUAGACGGCAAAUGAAGCAAGCUUCUUACUUGUACAGGCACAUUAACCAAGAGACGCCCUGGUCGGAAGAGGACAGCGCUCCAGAGCAGGAAGGUCUUAUAGCGUCUAUGAUUAAAGAGAACUAUGGCCCUGAGAAAAUGGUGGGUACACUGUGCUAUGCAUCCUCUCCACCAUCCUAUGAGGCAGUAACAAGGAGUCCUAGGGACCAUUUCAAGUUGUUAAUAUCUGACUCUAGAUCCAAUGAGCCUCAUAAAUCAGAAGAGACAUACGAAGAGACCUUUCUUUAGGAACUCUUUUCAUAGUAGGCAGUCAUUAUUUGCUUUUUUUAACCACAUUUGGAUGUGUGUAAACAAACCUAAUCAGGAUAAGUCCACAUGCAAACAAGAUUGCACUUUUUUAAUCUGUAAAAAUAUUGAAAGCCUGUUGUUUCUGUCAUAAAAUAUGGCACGGUAUCAUGAUAAACAGAUGACAUGCAUGGAUAUAUCAUAGCGAGGAUGUACAUGUAGAGAAUGUACUACAGCACAGAUGUGUUGAACAUAUCAAAACUGUAAUAUAUUGCACAGAUAUUAUGUUGAUUGUUUCCUAUAAAGGUUUUUCCCAGGAUUACAAACAUCUAAACAGAGUUUUCUAUUGCUCAGGAUUAAGUGGGUAAUGUUAUCACUUUUCUUUUUUAUAACACUUGAUGAGAGUGACUGAUUUUGAGUGACGGGUGCAAGAAAAAGGCCCAUAAAAUGAAGAUUGAAUGACAGCAGUGAAACUUUUUGAGUUUUUGUUUUCUUUGUUGAACACAGGCAGGAAACUGUGUUUUAAGAAGAGUAUUAAAGAUCAAAAUAGACUAUUCAAAUAAACACAUGUACAUGCUCCUCAUAUUAUUGUGCACAAUUGCUGCAUGUUAUCCCAAAGAAGGAAUCUAUGUAAUCUUUCAUCAUUUGCUCCAUUUUGAUAUGCAACGCCCACAAGUUUCAAUCAAUUCACGAUUGGAUAAAAAUAAAAAAUAAAAAAAACUUC